Molecule: messenger RNA, 2362 nt
Organism: Venturia canescens
Lineage: Eukaryota; Metazoa; Arthropoda; Insecta; Hymenoptera; Ichneumonidae
Gene: Prp3
Product: pre-mRNA processing factor 3
Exons: 5
Coding region: 312-2216 (634 amino acids)
Biological process (GO): mRNA splicing, via spliceosome
Cellular component (GO): U4/U6 x U5 tri-snRNP complex
Source: RefSeq, a predicted model, not a curated record
UUUUAAAUUCCCAUCAGACAUCAGAUAUGCAAACGUUCCGGCGCGUUGUGUCGUGUAAAAAUGAAGUGAUGAAUAGUUAUAGUAUUUAAAAGUCAUAAACUUGUACAUAAUGUGAAGAUUCGUUAAACUCGCAAGGAAAUAAAUAAAAUACAGUUCUUUCUGUAUUGAGCUGAGUGUAGAUCGUUCUGGAGUAUUUAUAACCUCACAUUGUAGGUUAUGUCGUGAAUCAGAAAACUCAUUUAGAAUUUGCACAAAUGAAUUGAACGCUAGUUAUUUUUCAUCUAAAGAGCGUGCAAAAAGACAGUGUCAAAAUGUCGUAUUUAACUAGAAAAGAAAUAGACGAGAUGAAGCCUCAGAUUGAAAAAGCUGUGAAUAAGUUUUUGGGUUUUGGUGAACCAGCCAUUGUUACUGCUGCUGUCAAUUGCAUUACAUCGGGUUACGACAAGCGUAAAACAGCGGAUAAACUUUCGGCACUUUUGGAGGACAAGAAAGCUACAAAAUUAACAGAAAAAAUUUUCACGAUUUACGAUGAUACCAAAGCAGCCCAAAAAAGCAAAAAACGCAUCCAUGCGGAUGAAAAAGAAAAGGAUAAAGAUGCAAAGAAGCCAAAACUUCGAGAGGACGAGCUUAAAAAUGACACCAACAUCGAAACCCAAUUAUCUCCUGAUAAGAUAAAACAAAUGAUGGCAAACGCACAGAGAGAAAUAGAGGAAAGAAAGCGAGCUCUGAAAGCGAUAAAGCAGGAGGAUGUGCAAUCGAUGAGGCCGGUGUUGAAAACUCGGGAAACAACGACUAACGUCGCAAGUAUGUACAAUCAGGGUUUACUGAGCAAAACGGAUUCGGACAAGGCGCGUAAAAUAGCUGCUCUCCAGGCACAAAUACGGAACAAGCUGAGUUCGGGAGUAUUGAACAACGUGAGCGUGCCGGACAAACCAACGCCGUUGAUUCUCGAUGAGGCUGGACGAACCGUUGACAUCACGGGCAAAGAAGUCCAGUUGACUCAAGUAGUCCCGACCCUUAAAGCGAAUAUAAGAGCGAAAAAGCGAGAGGAAUUUAAGGCGCAAUUGCAAGAAUCAAAAGGUCCAGAGGAAAUUCAAGAUACUCAUUUCUUCGAUACGCGAAUCGGCGUUAAAUCCGCUAUUCGUGGCAAACGUGCUCUAAAGUUUCACGAGCCUGGAAAAUUUCAACAAAUCGCUGAACGUAUUCGGAUGAAAGCCCAAUUGGAAAAAUUGCAAAACGAGAUUAGCCAAAUCGCCAGGAAAACUGGUAUCAGUUCUGCAACCAAAUUGGCCCUCAUUGCACCCAAAACCGAGGCCCAGAGCGAAGAUGUACCCAAUGUUGAAUGGUGGGACUCCGUCAUUCUCAACGGAUCUUAUCCCACUGAUGAUGAAUCCUCUAGCGUUAAAGCUACUGCCAUUACCAAUCUCGUCGAGCAUCCAACCCAGAUGAGACCACCCACGGAUCCUUUGAAGCCUAUUUACAUGCCGGUGUUCUUAACGAAGAAAGAACGAAAAAAAUUGCGUCGUCAAAAUCGUCGGGAAGCGUGGAAAGAAGAACAGGAAAAAAUACGUUUAGGUCUCGAAGCGCCGCCGGAACCGAAAUUGCGUAUAUCGAAUUUGAUGCGGGUUCUCGGGACCGAGGCCGUUCAGGAUCCAACGAAAAUUGAGGCUCACGUUAGACAACAAAUGGCCAAAAGGCUGAAGGCUCAUGAGGACGCGAACGCGGCCAGACGGCUCACGGCUGAUCAAAGACGAGAGAAAAAAGCCAGAAAACUCAAAGAAGACACCUCGCUCGGAGUUCACGUGGCUGUUUACAGAAUACGAGAUUUGAUAAACAACGCAUCGAAAAAAUUCAAAGUGGAGACGAACGCGAAGCAGCUUUACUUGACGGGCUGCGUGAUGCUUUUUCGUGACUGCAACGUGGUCGUGGUCGAGGGUGGGGCAAAACAAUUGAGCAAAUAUCAGCGUCUGAUGUUGCAUCGUAUUAAGUGGGAAGAGGACAUAGUAAAGGACAAUGAUGGUAACGACGUGCCAAACAAAUGUGUCCUCGUUUGGCAGGGCACAAGUAAACAGCGUAAUUUUGGUGAGAUGAAAUUCAAGGUUUGCCCAAUUGAAAAAAUGGCUCGUGAACACUUCAAGAAACACCAGGUCGAGCAUUAUUGGGAUCUCGCUUACAGCGGAGCGGUUCUCGAUAACACGGACGAUGUGCGCUCCUAGAACUUUCGUAAACCAUUUUUUUUCCUUUUUUUCCAACGCGCUGAGCGUGAAUUCAAUCUUAGGCAUUAAAUACAUCCGAGAGUAUACAAGUGGUGCGUUUUACGAAUGAGAAUCGAUUCAAUAAAAAUCAAUGGGAUUGCAGUUUA